AUGGGCUGUUCCGACCCUGCGUACCACGAGACCUACUUGCCACCUUACCAGAACUUCACGGUCACAGUCCCCUCCGCUUUUGCGGUAGGUCAGGCUCAGGUCAACGUGGCUCAUACCACACUUAUUGGGGCUGGCCCGUAUCAUGAUCCGGAAACUCUCAAUCAGACUAUAAUCAUUUCAUAG
This is a messenger RNA of Penicillium brevicompactum, 183 nucleotides long. RefSeq lists its product as uncharacterized. The coding region runs from base 1 to 183 and encodes 60 amino acids. The transcript has 2 exons. The record is from RefSeq and is a predicted model, not a curated record. NCBI's taxonomy places the organism in Eukaryota, Fungi, Ascomycota, Eurotiomycetes, Eurotiales, Aspergillaceae.